AUGGAAUUAAAUCUAUCUAUCUAUCUAUCUAUCUAUCUAUCUAUCUAUCUAUCUAUCUAUCUAUCUAUCUAUCUUAUACAUUUCAUUUCUUUCUCGCUAAUUUUUUUGCAUUUCUAUUUAUCUGUCUCAUACUUUUCAUUUCUUUCUCUAUCUCUCUAUCUUCAUUUAUCUAUCUAUCUAUCUAUCUAUCUAUCUAUCUAUCUAUCUAUCUAUCUAUCUAUCUUCAUUUCUUCUUCUCUGCAUCGGUCUAAUUCUAUUCCUAUCUAUCUAUCUAUCUAUCUAUCUUCAUUUCUUCUUCUCUGCAUUGGUAUAAUUCUAUUCCUAUCUAUCUAUCUAUCUAUCUAUCUAUCUAUCUAUCUAUCUAUCUAUCUAUCUAUCUAUCUAUCAAAUUCUCUUCAUUUCUAUCUAUGUAUCUCUCUCAUACUUUUAAUUUCUUUCGAUCUGUUCAUCUCUCUAUAUCAUUCUUUUUCAUUUCUAUCUAUCUAUCUAUCUAUCUAUCUAUCUAUCUAUCUAUCUAUCUAUCUAUCUAUCUAUCAAAUUCUAUUCUCUCUCUAUCUAUCUAUCUAUACGCACUUCCGUUGCCCUGUCAGUUCGUUCUCUCUGAAAACACUCACAUCUCACGACGAGCUGGAUAUUUAG
Molecule: messenger RNA, 639 nt
Organism: Acanthosepion pharaonis
Lineage: Eukaryota; Metazoa; Mollusca; Cephalopoda; Sepiida; Sepiidae
Source: the annotation of a GenBank genome assembly